Messenger RNA from Phycomyces blakesleeanus NRRL 1555(-), 933 nucleotides. RefSeq lists its product as hypothetical. NCBI's taxonomy places the organism in Eukaryota, Fungi, Mucoromycota, Mucoromycetes, Mucorales, Phycomycetaceae. The transcript has a single exon. The record is from RefSeq and is a predicted model, not a curated record. Gene Ontology annotation, biological process: phosphatidylcholine biosynthetic process. The coding region runs from base 1 to 933 and encodes 310 amino acids.
AUGAAUCGAGACGCAAAGACAGUUCGGUUGAGAGAUAAGGUUUCAUUUGUUAUUGGUGUUAGUAAUGCGUGCGUUACUCCUGCCUUGGCCGUACGUGUGCCGUUGUGGUUGCCGCUAUUCUACACAAUUCAGGUCAUUAUAUUGAUUGCCCUGCGUUACAUUAUAUACCGCUCAAAACGCUGGCACUACUUUGUGUUUGACGUGUGCUAUUAUGUCAACAUCCUGGUGAUGUUAUUUCUUUGGUCUGCACCCGAGAACCCGCUACUGUUUGUCAUCGUCUUUUGCCUUACGAAUGGUCCUGUUGCUUGGGCUAUAAUUACGUGGCGAAAUUCACUCGUGUUCCAUUCGUUGGAUAAAGUCACUUCGGUAUGCAUACACAUGUUUCCUCCCCUUAUCACGUAUGUUAUUCGCUGGAUGCCGACGAUUCUGUGCAGUGAUGGAGAUGCCGACUGUCUCACAGCCUUUGAAACUCAACGUGACACCCGUUUCCCGGCCCUUGCCCAACUACCUCACAUCAGUUUUGCACAGGCAAUGAUUUACUCAAACGCGGCUUAUAUUGUGUGGCAGACACUCUACUUUUUAUUCAUCAUGGUUGGUAGACGAGAAAAGGUCGAAUCCGGUCUUCGUCUGACAUCAUAUUCAUGGUUACUCAAUGACACUAAUGGCAAGAAAGGGUUCAUUCAAAAAGCGGCCUUUAUGUUUGGCGAAAAGUACAAACUCUACAUGUUUAUGCUUCUUCAACUGGCAUACAAUAUCCUCACUACUAUUCCAACCUGCUUUUUAUAUUCCCACUUUUGGGUCCACACCAUAUUUCUUAUCAGUAUGUUUGCUGCAAGUGUUUGGAACGGCGCAAAUUAUUAUAUCGAAGUGUUUUCCAGGCGGUAUAAUCUCGAAGUCGAGAAGAUGGACAAGAAGAAUCUUAAGGCUGAUUAG